AUGAAGUUCACACUCGGUAACAAGGCUGCUAUGGCUGAGACGCCUAGCGAGGUGCUCAACUGGCGACUUUACUGGAGCACCUUCGUCUUUGGUGUUCUAGGUGCUAGCCGUGGUCUUGACGAAGGCCUUGUCGGCGGAAUGGUCACCCUCCAGAGCUUCAAAGAAGAGUUCGGCUUAGAAAACGGCUCCGAGCACCACCAAGCACAAGUCGAGUCCAACAUCACCAGCAUGGUCCAGAUCGGCUCCAUAGCCGGAUCCCUGCUCGCCUUCUUCCUCUGCGACAAAGUCGGCCGUGUUCGAUCCCUCCAAAUUCUCUGCCUCCUCUGGCUCGUUGGCUUCAUCAUUGUGAUCACCAGCCACGGCAGUGUGGGACAAGUACUGGCCGGACGCUUCAUUGCAGGACUCGGCAUUGGCAUGACUGUCGUUGUAGGACCUACGUACCUUGCUGAGACGGCACCGAGGGCGAUCCGUGGUAUGCUUACCAACAUCUUUGCUGGUUCAGUGUAUCUCGGUGUCAUGAUUGCUUAUUUCAGCAACUGGGGCGCGUCCAUCAAUAUGCCCAACUCUUCUCGGUACCAAUGGGUGGCACCUCAAACGUGCCACAUUGGCUUUUCUGGACUUCUUCUUAUUCUCUCCUUUACCGCCCCCGAGACCCCCCGCUGGCUCACCAUGAAAGGCCGCGACGCCGAGAGCACAAAAGCCCUCUGCAAACUCCGCCAACUCCCCGAAACACACCCCUUCGUACAGGCAGAGAUCUACGGCAUCCGCGACCAGCUCGAGCGAGAGCAAGAGGCUGUCCUCGGUGUCUCGCGGUGGGGCAAAAUACGCGAGCUCGUCACUCUUCCUGCCAACCGAUACCGCUUUAUGCUCGGCUUCAUGGCUCAGCUUUUGGGACAGUGGUCCGGCGCGAGUGCAAUCACCAUCUACGCAGCUGAAUUCUUCGGCGUGCUCGGAAAGUCAGGCCAAUCUGAGAAGCUGUUCGCUACAUGUAUCUUGGGUGUGGUGAAGCUCACUUCUGCUUAUGCCUGCGCUUUCUUCCUCGUCGAUUUCAUCGGCAGACGUCGUUCUCUCUACGCCGGUAUCUCGAUACAGUUCAUCUCCAUUCUGUACAUUGCCGUCUUCCUCGCAGUCGUCGGCACAGAAGCCCUGGAGAAUGGUACCUUGACCAGCACCCAGAAGCAAGCUGGCGUCGGGGCAGUUACAAUGUUGUAUCUCUCCGGAGUCGGCUGGACCAUGGGCUGGAACUCUUUCCAGUACCUCGUCAACGCCGAGAUCUGGCCUCUCCGUCUUCGAGCUCUGGGCAGUUCCCUUACCAUGUGCUUGCAUUUCGCUAACCAAUACGGUAAUACUAAAGCAGUUCCUCUUAUGCUGCUUGCGAUGACGAGUGCUGGGUUCUUCUUUUUCUGCGCUGCUGUUUGUAUCCUUGGGUUGCUCUGGGUGUGGCUGUUUGUUCCUGAAAUGGCAGGACGCUCGCUCGAGAGUACCGAUGAGCUUUUUUCGUUGCCUUGGUACAAGAUUGGACGUUACGGAAACAAGCUUGCGCCUGAUGGGGAAGCUAUUAUGGCACGUGAUGAGAAGGCUGAUAUGAAGAAUGAGGUGGAGAUGAGGGAGGUUGCUUAA
Messenger RNA from Fusarium sp. VM40, 1620 nucleotides. Lineage: Eukaryota; Fungi; Ascomycota; Sordariomycetes; Hypocreales; Nectriaceae. The record is from the annotation of a GenBank genome assembly.